GGGAUGCUUUCUCACACGGGAGGUUUCAACGGUUAUUCAUCCAUAUACAUGAGAGCAACAGAAGAAGGAGGACUGUGGCAGAAACAAGAUGAGACCAUUUAAUGAUGGUAGCCUCUAAGGAAAAAAGCACAAUCCAAGCUGUGGUGGCGAAAUCUCUUUUAAGCUUUUCCACGCAUUCACUGCAGGUGAACCCCGAUGAAAGAAAUUCACUAUAAAGGACUGCACUCAACGUUUUUUUUGAUCGGUACAUGGCGACAAUAUCCAUCAUCGUACAUCCAUCAAUGAAGAGGAGAGAAAUAAAAGGACUGCUUCUGGCCUCGAGAACAGUUCGGCAUCCAGCUGAUUCCCAGACAGGAUCGCCUCGGCUGUACUGAAACCGCAGCGGUUUUCAUCCUUUUACUUUUCUUGGCCCUGCACAUGACUCUCAGAGAAGCACCAAUGGCCUGCAGCUUAGGCAUGGUGACGAGUGCCUUGUUUUGGUCUGUAGCCAUUGUAUAUUUGACUCAUAUUGGCAGGGUCAAUGGAGACUGCUGGUUAAUUGAGGGUGAAAAGGGCUUUGUAUGGCUUGCAAUCUGUAGCCAAAACCAGCCACCUUAUGAGGCCAUCCCACAGCAUAUCAACAGCACCAUAGUGGACCUUCGCCUGAACGAAAACAAAAUCAAAAGCAUCCAUUAUUCUGCCCUAAGUCGCUUUGCCAACUUGACCUACCUGAACCUGACCAAGAAUGAAAUCUCCUACAUUGAGGAUGGGGCCUUUUCUGCUCAAUUUAACUUGCAAGUUCUCCAAAUGGGCUUCAACAAGUUGCGAAACCUGACAGAAGGUAUCCUCAGGGGUUUAGGAAAGCUGCAGUACCUCUACCUCCAGGCAAACCUGAUUGAGACUGUGACACCUAAUGCCUUUUGGGAAUGCCCCAACAUAGAAAAUAUUGACCUCUCCAUGAACCGAAUACAGCAGUUAGACGGGUCCACUUUCACCAGUUUAACUAAAUUAACCACCUGUGAGCUGUACACCAACCCCUUCAACUGCUCCUGUGAAUUGUUUGGUUUUGUCAAAUGGCUUUCGGUGUUUCCGAACCGGACGAACGAGCGGAUGGUUUGCGACUCCCCGCCUGGCGUAUCUGGCUACAGUUUGCUGAGCCAGAAUCCAAACAACCCAACGUAUCGAAACGCCCUCCACAUGCUCACCACGGUGUGCACCGACGACUACGUGACACCGUUUAUUUCCAUAUCCAUCGAGCCUACGACGGUACCACCAGACACAACCCUUUGCGGGCUGGAUGACUGCCCAUCAGGCACCGAACCGGAAGAAAUAACAAUCAGCACCACUGAGAAUGCGGUGCAAAUGGCUCCUGUGAUGCAAGUGAAGCAAGUGUCAAACACGGGCGUUACCAUUUCGGUCGAGAUCCCCAACCCCUUCAAGAAGAUGUACAUCCUGGUUCUCUAUAACAACAGUUUUUUCACUGUCAUCCAAAACCUAAGAGGUGUAAAAGAGGACAUUCAUCUGAAAGAUCUUAAACCCCACACUAACUACACCUACUGUGUUGCUUCAAUUCGCAAUUCUCUGAGACAAAACCAUACUUGUCUGGUUGUGACCCCCGGCCCUAAGGCUGGAAUGGACAGAGCUGUGAACAACGCAACAGCUACUCACUAUAUCAUGACAAUUUUAGGCUGCCUCUUCAGCAUGGUCAUUUUUCUCGGGGUUGUUUACUACUGCUUGCGGAGGAAGCGUCAGCAGGAUGAAAAGCACAAAAAAUCAGGUAGUUUAAAGAAGAAUAUAAUGGAACUCAAGUACGGACAGGAACUGGAGGGUGGGACUAUAUCCCGGAUGUCGCAGAAGCAGUUGUUAGCGGGAGAGAGCAUGUCGCGAAUGCCAUACCUUCCAUCUGCGGCCGAGAUGGAGCAGUACAAAUUUCAAGAAAUGACUGAUACGCCAAAAAUGUUGAAGGGAAAUUAUAUGGAGGUGCGGAGCAUGGAUCACCAUGAGCGCAGGGAGUGCGACAUGGGAAUGCCUGGCAACAGUCAGGGGUCGGUGGCAGAGAUUUCUACCAUUGCAAAAGAGGUGGAUAAAGUCAACCAGAUCAUUAACAACUGCAUUGAUGCUCUCAAGUCAGAAUCCACUUCUUUUCAAGGGGUCAAAUCUGGGGCGGUGUCCACCGCAGAGCCACAGCUUGUGUUGAUAUCGGAGCACCCGCAGAGUAAAUCUGGUCUCCUGUCUCCUGUGUAUAAGGACAGCUAUCACCACUCUCUGCAGAGGCAUCGGUCCUCUGAUGCUUCACCAAAGAGGCCCAGCACUGCCACAGGAGGGCCCAUGCGAAGCCCCAGGCCUUAUCGCUCCGAAUCCAAGUACAUUGAGAAAACCUCCCCGACCGGAGAGACCAUCCUCACUGUAACACCUGCCGCCGCCAUCCUGAGGGCAGAGGCGGAAAAGAUCCGUCAGUACAGCGAUCACCGGCACUCCUACCCCGACGCCCAGAUCGAGGAGCUUGAGGGACUCGACGGCCACAAGUCCUCCAUGCUGGAGCCCCUCACUCACUCCCGCUCCAGAGACUUGGCAUACUCCCAGAUGUCUUCUCAGUACCACAAUCUAAGCUACUCCUCCAGUCCCGAAUACUACUGCAAACCUUCACACAGCAUCUGGGAGCGAUUCAAACUCCACCGGAAGCGACACAAAGAUGAGGAGUACAUGGCUGCUGGGCACGCACUGCGGAAGAAAGUCCAGUUUGCAAAGGAUGAGGACCUGCAUGAUAUUUUAGACUACUGGAAAGGCGUUUCAUCCCAACAAAAAUCCUAACCUAUGAAAGCAUUUUUACAAUGAACCAUACAUUGCAGAAAUGACACAAGGACUUCGUCUGAAUGAAUCAAUGGAUACUUCCAUAUUAUAAUCAAGUAUUCAAUUACAUCAUCUUCUAUUUUGACUGCGAGGGAAAUGGGGUAAAGAUUUGUCAUAUUAUGUAAAGCAUUCAUUGGGGAAAAAAAUUGCAGAUUAAUAAUAUAUAUGUUACAAUGGAUAAUAGGUUUUUGGGUAUCGCAUGGCCAAGUCCUGUGACAGUGGAUUUGCUGUUGUGUAAUAUGAAACUACUAUAUGAAGAUAUGUCUACUGAAACCUCAAUAUUUUUUUGAAGAACUGUCUGGAACGUUCAUUCAAAGAGAACAUUGUUUUUCUUCCUUCCCUGAAUAUAUUUAAAGUAUUUGAAAACUGUGUACAGAUAUCGGUUUCUAUAUUUGCAAUGUUUGCUGUGUAAAUGG
Molecule: messenger RNA, 3245 nt
Organism: Salarias fasciatus (jewelled blenny)
Lineage: Eukaryota; Metazoa; Chordata; Actinopteri; Blenniiformes; Blenniidae
Gene: elfn1a
Product: extracellular leucine-rich repeat and fibronectin type III domain containing 1a
Exons: 2
Coding region: 418-2790 (790 amino acids)
Cellular component (GO): plasma membrane
Molecular function (GO): protein binding
Source: RefSeq, a predicted model, not a curated record